AUGAGCCGCGCAGGUGGAAAUGGCUCGCGCCCCGCUUCACGAGCCUCGAGCCCGGGCGGGCAUCUCUCGUGUCGCGGCAGCAACUAUUCAGAGAGCACUUCAUUACACGCCGCAAUGGCGACCAAAACCCAGGCUCCGCCAACACCGGACGAGACCCCAGAGCCGACUGAUCACUCGGAUGAGGGUCACCUCGCCUCUGUCUCUUCCUGCUCAUCUGGCCCCGGCGCCGCAGCUGAGGCCCCUGUUCGCUGCACCUUUGCGCUCACCCACUCCGAGCGUCCCUGUCCUGCUACGGCGGUUGAGAGCCUGCUGCUCAUGCAGGACAACGGUAUCCCCGCCAUCGAUAUCCUCCGCAUGAUCCGAAGCUUGAUGGGUCUCCCACCUGCUCUGGGUGACCCAAUGCUACCGGCACCGUUCCGCACGCCUGUAUCGUCCCCAGAGAAGGCGACCAAUGCGAGGAAGUGGGAGCCAGCAACACCAUCGAGCAAGGCUUCGUCACCUGCCUCCAAGUCCAAAGCUGACCCGGACACUCCCGCGACAUCAGCUUCUGUUACAGAGCUCACCAAAACAAUCUCAAGAAACGAGUCUGUCACUGCCGUGUCUGAUCCUCCUGCGUCUUCCCCUUCUGCGUCUGCUCCUCCAAAGUCUGCCUCCCCAGCUCAGGCCUUGGCGCCGACGCCGGCUGCGAGCCAGCCGGCGGGCCCAGCGGAAAACGCCCGACUUGCUGCGUUCCUCAACCUCAACGCCAACUCUAAGAUUAGCAGCCACCCCCAAGCCACGCACAAGACGACGAGCAACCCACCCGUGUCUCGCAGCGGUAUCACUAUUCGGCGCUCUAGCAUGCCAGCUCCACCUUCCUCCAUGCCAUCGGCGUUAAAGGACGGCUCACAGGCGCGUAGCCAAUCUCGCAACGGUCUUAGAAGGAUCAGCUUUGACACCACCGAGAAGGUGUUAGACAAGAGUCGAGACUCCUUCAAGCCUGGAGACAAGGAUUUCUUACCUGACGGUGACCGUCGUGGCACAGGUAGAGUCAACUCUCGCGCACUGUCGCUCGAAGCCGGAACCCGCCACGAACUCAAGCAUAAGGCGAGUUUAGUUGUUGACACGAGCGUCCAUCAAGACGAUUUCGAAGGCGACUCGGAAACGGGCCACGGCACGAACGGCGUGUUAUCUCGUGCGCGCCCCAGAAUACAGUGGGCGUCGUUCUUACCGCCGCUCGCGCAAUCCCUUGCGAGCCCGGAGACAUUCUCUGCAGGAGUGGCGACUGGUCGCCUCUUUGGCCUCAUCCACACGCGUCUAGGUGAGAGACGGAUGGCAACCCCCAUGCUCCUUCUCGCUGGUGCUUUCCUCUCGGCGGUCGGAAACGACGCCACUGGCAGCCGCCUCUCGGCGCUACGCCUCGACGAAGCGCUUUCUACCGCCGGUAUGAUCGAGGGGUUCCUCCAGAGUGCGAUGCUGGCCGAGCUCACGGCACCGGCCACUGCAACGCCUCUGUCGAACUUCUCUGGCAAGUUCGCGGAGGCUCGUGGAACGGCGGUGUCAGCCCACACCCGUGUGCGGUCCAACGUCAACGUCCUUCGUGACGUCCUAAACCGCCAUCUCAUGACAACAGUGCAGCGCCAUUCGUCCAAGCUCGCACAGGAGGUCUUCGCUACGGAACCCAAGAUCAUCGAUGUCCUCGAGCGUACGCGCUCGACCUGCGUCCGUGCUGGUCUUACGCUCACUCUUUGGCGUGCCAUUGCCCUGGCUUACCUCGCCGAAGUCUACAUCGCAGUGCUGCACCACCUUCUCAAGCUGCGUAAUGAUGGCUACUCUGCGGGUCACCGCCUGGCAUAUCAGCGGGUCCAAGAGUCGCUCAACAUCAUCGACACUUGGGCCAAGAGGCAGGAUGUGCGCAUCAACCUUGCCAGCGUGAUCCGUACCUUCCUCGGCGAACUAAUCACUCCCUCGCCCACCGUCUCGCCCAUUGUCUCUGCUCUUGACCGUGUUCGCUCCGAGCACAGCGGCGGUCACUCGCAGGCACUGGCGAUCCUUCGUCUCGCCGGCCUGCCUGACCGCGAAAUCCGCGCGCUCGACAAGAUCGCGUUUGCCGUCGAGGACGCUGUCGAGCGCUCUAACGGGUCAUCACCGGAUCUACCCAACGGCGAGCUUGUCAACAAGGCAGUAGUGUGGUCAGGGUUCGAGUAG
Messenger RNA from Cutaneotrichosporon cavernicola, 2187 nucleotides. RefSeq lists its product as uncharacterized. The transcript has 5 exons. NCBI's taxonomy places the organism in Eukaryota, Fungi, Basidiomycota, Tremellomycetes, Trichosporonales, Trichosporonaceae. Bases 1 to 2187 code for a protein of 728 amino acids. The record is from RefSeq and is a predicted model, not a curated record.